This is a messenger RNA of Branchiostoma belcheri (Belcher's lancelet), 3932 nucleotides long. Its product is annotated as RING finger protein 24-like. Gene Ontology annotation, molecular function: ubiquitin protein ligase activity. Lineage: Eukaryota; Metazoa; Chordata; Leptocardii; Amphioxiformes; Branchiostomatidae. The transcript is spliced from 5 exons. The record is from RefSeq and is a predicted model, not a curated record. The coding region runs from base 205 to 615 and encodes 136 amino acids.
UGGCACGUCAUAUGCUGCUGUCCACUUCUUCCCGUGAUGUCACUCGUGCGACUGCAACACAACAAUUUGUAAUUUGUUGCAUGAUGUUCCAUUGUGUCUUGCACUGUCACUUCAACAAUGUAAUUCGGGAGUUUGGCCAUGUUAUUUCUGGACAAGAGCAUUCAUUUGUGACCUUUCGGACAACUUGAGUACAAUGAUUGCACUAUGACUGAGGAUGUUCCCUACGAUAUUGGAUAUAGUGUCGUACUGCCACUGGCCCCCAGUAUAGCCAUUGUCAGUGUCUUUCUCUGUUGGUGCUGCACUUGUUGUUACUGUCACGUCAAGCGAGAGGCAAGAUUGAGAAGAGAAGCGAGGCUGGAAAGGGGAUACAAAAAGAUCACAUACAAGAAAAAGAAAUGUUCUUCAAAUGAGACCUGUGCUGUGUGUUUAGAAGAUUUCAAGCUGAUGGAGGAGAUUGGGCUCUGUCCAUGUGGACAUGCCUUCCAUAGAAAAUGUAUUUCCAAGUGGCUGGAAAUCAGGAACACCUGUCCUAUGUGUAACUCCCAAGUCAAACAGCAGGCCAGCGAGAGGUCCACCCUGGUCAGGACAGUGGACCUCCCUGUCACAAGAGUAUGAUGGACCCUUCCAAUGACACGCCAUGGGGUAGUUGGAAAGGUCCAUUAGUGAGACAGGUAGGAGAGCUGGUUUAGACAGUAAACAUUACGUAGACUCAAAGUCAUUUCCUUGUUAUAUAGUCUUUUAUAUGUGGAGGAUUAUUGAAAUCAGAUAACCAGCUAGCACUAGCCUAUUUUAUCCAACAACCAAUACUUUUAUGUAUCGCACAACUCUUACCCAUCCCUUGUAUGUCAAAUAGGAUUACCUGGUAAGGUACGUAAAAGAUCAAAUAUGAGUAUAUGUCAAAUUGUGCUAAGGAAUGCUAAGGUUUUAUGUCAGUUGUUAUGUGUCAAGCUGGAAGCUUAAAAAGUUGGAAAGCAAUUUGUAAUAGAGAGACUGUGUACUUUUAUCGGUAUUUGCAAUCAUGGUAUCCUGGUCUUUCUUUCAAAUAUCAGUGUAGCCAAAAGUUGAACCAAAAUGGCAGCUUGGACUUAAGUAAAACUUGAAGUUCUCAUGUCUAGGAAGCUAAUAAGCACUUCCCUUUUAGUCAUCCUGAACAAAAUACUGGAAGUGUUAGAAAUUUACAAAAGUUAUCCUGAACAGCUCCCAAUAUCAACUUAUAUCCUCAUGUCGGCUGGCUAUAGAAUUGACAUGGAGAGAAAGAAAGUAAAAAGAGAAAUCUUAAAACUCGAGUGAAAAGAGCAAAAUUAAAACAAACAGAAUACACUUACUGUUAAUUGUUCCUCUCUUAAAGUUUGGCAGAUGUGUUGAGGCAAAAAUGGCCGGAAACAAGUCGGGGAAAGUGACUUGGUAACAGAUGUGUUUCUGUCAGGUUUUAGUUCUUGCCACCUGCCAAAAUCAGAUCAAGAAAUGACUGUAUAAAGAUCUUUGAUAUCAGACUAAUAUCUGGCCAAAAUCUGCACAGGUGUGUGUACGGCGCGGUCAAAUUUGUCAUAGGCUAUUGUGCAAUUUUGAUGAUGUAGAAUUUUUUAAGCGGGCUGUGACAGAACAACCUACAAGGAUUUAAGACAGCCUUUUCAGCCAUAAUUUUGCAGGACAUACAUGUAAGUACGACUAACACAAAAAUGCCCUCAGUUUGCAAUGGUAAGACAAUUGUAUGGCAUAUGUGACCGGGCCGUUAGUAGGAUUGUUCAUCUCCCACCUGAUAUCUAUACAACUCCAAAAUAACAAAAUCGUAUAUCAUCAUACCAGAUUAGAAUAUUGUGCCAUUGUGCUGGAAGAAAAUGACAUUCACUCUGUGGAAAAACAAAGAAAUGAGCAAAUUUUGUCCAUUUUGUACCGUGAGUGCCAUAGUAAUAGUGCUAUGUAUUCAUAGUAAAGUGUGUAACUGUAAUAAAGGUACUGUUCAUUGUAAAAUGACCUCUACUGGUAUAUAUAUAUAUAUAUAUAUAAUAUACUAGUACAGUAACUAUAGAAUGAUGUGAACAAGCUCUCUACUGUCCUACAAUUUAAACUAUAUUUCAAUGCAAGGAUGAAGAUAUUUUAGUAUGAAGUAUUCUAGAAUUGGAUAAGGUGUUCUGACUUGUUGUGAUAUGUACAUUGGAAGAUGUUAGUGUAUAUUUGCUGUAUGUAUGGUAGCUUGUGUAAGAGAUGGACCAGAAAAGGUUGUGAAUUUUUUUCCGUGUGAUUGUGGCAAAAAAGGCUUGAAACAAAGAAAUAUAAUAAAUGAGCUAGGUUAAAGCAAAUCAGAAGAUUUUUCGUAAAAUAUUGGGACAAAACUGCACAUACACACAGAUAGCUUCCAACCAUUCUGGUCCAUCCCUGUAAGUUUUUAAAUUGCUUGACUAUUAUAAUGUACCUGUAAAAGAUCUAUUUCUUCUUUUGUACAAAUUGAACUCUAAAGGCAACCCUAAGGACUGCUUUUCAUGGGCAGGCUCCAUUGUAUAGCUAUGGUAUAUUGAAAAUGUUGUAAUUAUUGCGUUUCUGAUGUUAGUAUUAGAUCGGCUAAACUUACAGUUAGGAAUCCUACUUGUAACCACCUGUUACCAGCAGAAACACACAUACAGUUAAGAUUUUUGGGUGGGUGGGUCUUACAGUACAUACUGGGACAGCAAAAUUACAAAUGUAGCAAAUGAAUUUGUACACUCUUGCUAUCCAAGGUUUAGUGUAUGUUCACCUUAAUUGCCAAUCAGAAAUGCCACCUAUCAGAUAUAGGUAGUACUGCGACACAGUUGAGUCUAUGUACUAGUAGUAUUUGAUAAGGCAUAGAACAUCACAGUGCUGCUUGUACGCAAAGUCCAAUGUGCUUGGGAGAUGGAUCACUGUGAUGACAAAGGCAUGUAGACAUGAUAGAUAUCACGUUGUAUUUUAUAUAACUUGAUAUUAGCUAUAUUGGUACCUCAGCAAAGACAGAUAAUUUACAUGUAGUUAUAACUUACCAGAAUGUAACAACCACAGUUAUGUAAAAAUGUAUUAACCAAGCAGUAUAAAUACAAGGUGAUAAGUGCUGCAGAUACAUAAACCAAUUGUGAAGCAUAUGGAUAAUAUAACUACUUCAUUCCAGCUUUUUUUUCAAUGAACAGAUCAUUCCAAUUCCUACAUGCGUGAACUGAUGUUUUAAAAAAUAUCAUGAUCAUCCAUCUAAGUUUGCCUUUUUGUCAUUUUCAAGCUAGUGGGACAUAAUCUACGGGCAAGUAGGUAUACAAGGUAAUGCAACCUCUCUUUGCAGUUACAAGUCCAUAGUAGUUUAAACUAAUCUAUGAAAGAAUGUACAUAUACAAGCAAACUAAAACAGGUCCAGUGUAUGUUGGAGUAAUCAAAUGUAAAUGUUGUGGUGCAUUGAAUUGUCAAAUAUAGAAGAAAACUGGCUGAAAUGCGACAGUGGAGUGUCAUUGUCAUUUUUUUUCUGGUAAUUCAUUUUCAAGAUUUUAUCAAUAUUGAGACAUAAAUUUGACUUGAACUUGUAUCAUGAUUACCUCACACUAAUAACUUAUAUAUAAAAGUACAAGACAUGUACUGUCCUGGGUUUCUUUCUAAUCUCAUGUGCAUGUAUGGCUUGCAGUUACUUCCUAAUAAGUACUUUUCCAAAUAAAGUCAACAUAACACAAGGCUAGUUCUCACUUUGGAAACUUUAAUUGCAUCAAUAUGCAUAUUGGAAGGUCAAUAUUUUUCUAACUGCUAAUAAAUAUUGCAUUGAUAAUAUCUAUAACUGCAGCUCAUACUACAUUACACAUCAAGUACAUUUGUAAAGAUUUGUUCAUUGCCAGCACAAUAUCAAUAUUGUUAUCAUGUUAUGUACAUGAUCACAUACAUGUCACAGUGGUUAUUGCACCAAGGUGUCCUCUGAAACACUACUUAUAUAUGCAACAAGUAUCUUA